AGAUAAGAAAGAAAAAAAAAAACUUGUUGUGUUUUCUAUUUGUUGGAGGAGGAAAAUAUUUUUCUGUUAUACAAAGCCCCCCCAAGUCUAUAGAGCUCUUGGACUCUCAACUUUGCUCUGUGCUAUAGCUGGAGAAAAACAACAAUUCAAUUGAAAAUAAAAAUAAGAAAUAUCUAAUUCUUGAAGCAAAAUUGAAUAUUGUGGUGCAGUUUUGUGUGUUGGUUUGGUGCAACUCGCAGAGGUCUUUUAUUUAUGUGGUGCGCGGCGGUGGAUGGCGGUCCUCCUUUUGCUUUGAAAUAGUUGUUGCGAUUGCGAAGCUCCCCCUCGAGUGUUUAUUAACGGUGCAGUGAUUCGAUAAAAAUAUAUUAUUCGUUUUACAAUUCUGCUAGCUAGCUCACUAUAAGUUACCUACUCUAGCCACCAGAAAAGAAACAACUUGUUUUCUUUGAUAUUUCUUUUUUUUUUUUGUAUCUUUUAACACGUUUUUUUUGCUGAGAUAUUAUACACAAUUCCUGUUUAUUUUAUUUUUUUUUUAUUAAAAUAAAUUUUCUGAUAAAUAAAUUUAUAAUAAAAAAAAAAGAAUUGAUUAACCGAGGAGAAAAAUAAAAUAAAAAAACCAAGUCGAUGUGUUUGGAAUGUGAGAAAAUUAUGUAAAUUAAAUUGUGCACCGGGCUGGUUUUUUUUUCAAUCUUAUUUCGUUAUAUUUUGUAUCUUCUACGACUAUGAUUUUGUAUCUGUAACUUGUUUUCUUCUUCUAUUUAUACUGUGUCGCCCUGAAUGAAGAAUAAUAAUAAUAAUCAAAUGCAUCUCACGGAAAUGGAAUGCGUUGUCGUGCUCAAAUAACGUGUCUUUUGAGAGUGUUUUCUAUGGGUUUCUGUGAUAUCACAACUUCUGCUGAAUAAAACAGAGUGAUUAAUAUUCUAUAUUUGGUGCUAAUUUUUUUGUUUUUUUGGAUUUUAACUUUCUGGAUUAAAUAAAACACAAUUUUUUUCGAAGUGAAAGAUACUUCCUCGCGUUCAUUUAUAAUAUUGCCAAUAAGCAUGGAUACGUAACGUGUAUACGACAUUUUUUCUUCUAAUUUGAUUUAUAAAGCCCAAACAAAUGUGUAGCCUACUUUGUUUAUAGUUUUUUGUUUUCUUUAUUUCUAUCCAUUUUUGUUAAUAUGUUUUGUUGUUUAUUUUAAAUCGGAUAUAUUUUAAGAAAGAAAAGAAGAAAAAAGAAAUGGUGCAAAAUAGAAAUGUCAAUCAAUAUGUCAAAAAAUUAUUGUGGUACUAAAAUAAUAUCGGAUAGUGCUUUUGUCGGUAGCUAAAGAAAAGAAAAGAAAAUUGAGUUAUAUAUAAAAAAUUAAAUUUUUGCCAUGAUUAUGAGAAAUAAUAAUCAUCAUCAAGAAGACCAACAACACCACCAACAACAACAACAGCAGGAACAACAAGAACUGCAGCAACAACAACAACAAGAGCAAUAUAAAGCACAACAUAAAUCUACACUUGCCAUUAUGUCAAUGAAAUCACAAACACAAAGUGUCAAUUUAAAAAAUAAAGAAAACUCAACCGCCAUCAUGCGGAAACAGUUUACACCGAUUUCUGACAUAAGCAGUGGUAGUUUUAGCUCUGCGUCAGUAGCUGGAUCUAUUCAGGACGACAACAUGAGUGAUCAAUGCAGCUUGACACAAGCUGGCUUAGAAGAAUACAACAGCCGAUCGUACUAUGAUCAAGCCGUCUUCCAUCAUCAGAAGCAAUCAUCGUAUGCCCAAUCGGAAGGCUAUCACAGUUAUGUGUCCAGCUCGGAUUCAAGUUCAGCAACACCAUUCUUGGAUAGAUUGCGUCAAGAAAGUGAACUGCUAUCCCGUCAAUCACAUCACUGGUCACAAAAUGACCUUUCGACAGGAGCAACUACAACUACAGCUCCAGUUACGGCGGCCAUAACAACAAAUGGCAAUUUGAAUGCCGGAACUAUUGGCAGCGGCGGUGUCGGCGGCGUUGAACAACAACAGAACAGCCAUCCCCUGUUACAUCGCCACCAUCACCAUCAUCAUCAUCACCAUCAUCACAAUUCUGCAAACAAUGCCAGCAAUGGCAGCAAUAGUGGCGGCGGCGGCAAUAGUAACAGCAACAACGGUGGCACCACCAACAACAAUAGCUCCGAAAGUCACUCGUCUACGGAAACGCUAAAGUGGCUUGGUUCAAUGAGCGACGUUUCAGAGGCAAGUCAUGCAACUGGCUAUUCAGCGAUUUCGGGAUCAGCAUCUUCGUCACAACUAAUAGUGCACAGUUCGCGUGUACUUACCCCAAAACGGCACCAAAGUGAAAGUGUCCUCUACAUGCAUAACGAUCAACAGUUGAGUCCACCAAUCUCAGCCAGUAAUUCCCCCACAAGAAUGCCAGCCAUUAGCACAAGCCCGAAUAGAAGUGGCGGUAGCAGUGGCAGCAAUUCCGCCAGUACUGGUGCAAUAUAUAUGUCACACCAUCCGCAACACUACAUUCCCCAAACGUCGACCUCGUCAUCGGCGCUGUCACUGUCACCAUCAGCGAAUAGUUCUUUGACAAAAGGUGCAGUGGCAGCCGCGGCAACAGCCAUGUCCUCUUCCUCCCCAACUUUGCUCUUUCCCAAUCAUGCCGCUGAGCUGAAUAAAUCAAGUCUAUCGGUGACAAUAUCGCAAGCUCCAUCACCAAAUGGUAGUGCGAUUGGAAUUGGAGCGACUACCAACGAACAACAACAAACUCUUCAUCAGUCGCUGUUGUCAAUUGCUCCAUUGUCACCAUCGCUGUCCUCCUCCGCCACCGCACCAUUGCAAAAGUCCUCAUCUGCAUCUCCAACCUUAUCUAUGGCAUCUCUUUCAGUGGCCGUCACGUCUUCCAGCAAUCUUGCUGCAUCCUCCUCGCCUUCAUCGAGUUCCAGUUCCUUCUCCUCAAACACAUCUUCCGCCAUGACGACCACAUCCAGUUCGUCAUAUCGCAACAACCACCGGCUCUUUCCUGUUUCCACAUACACCGAACCUAUUACUGGCCCACACCAGCAACCAAAUGCACCAAAACAACAACAACAACAACACGUCCAUCUGCAACACAGUCCUGCUGCUGCGCAGCUACCCACUACUCAGCAACUGCCACUUCAUUAUCCGCAAUCCAAAUUGAAUUCGCCGCAACCCACAAGCUGGCAAUCGGUGGCUGAUCGAAUCAACGACUUUGAGCGGCAGCAACAGCAUUUGCAUCAUCACCACCAUCAUCAGGCCAAUAACGCCGCAGCCGCCGCCAUGCAAAAGUACACAUUUAUCGAUCCCAGUAAGACGCAUCGAGUUUCCAAUCCGGCCUUGAAGGCGUUCCAAAAGAACGCUGUCCAAUCGUACUUCGAGCGACAGCAGCAGCAAUCCAAAGAAAACCUGAAGCACAGUGCCGCCAAUGGUGGCAACAAUCUCCUACGGCCGCAUUCUCUGCAGCCAACUGGUUCUCCCAAGGAAGUGGCCAGUUCGGCUGGGGUGGUUAGGAACUCGUUGCCAAAUAACGUUGGUACAGCGGUUGUACCAUCGCGGUACUCCAACCACCACCAACUGUCGAAUCAAAUCAAUAACGACAUCUCGUUUCCUGAUUGCGGCAGUUCGCCACCACCUCCGCCGCCACCGCGAUCAAGAUCGCUGAUGCCAGUGCGGCGGUCUUCAUCCGCCUCCGAGUAUGCAGAGUUUCGAGAUCAGUAUCAUCGGGCAGCGACACAGGAGAAACUGCAAUCGCAGUCGGUUAAGAAUGUCACCGAGCCGGAGAAGAUAUCGUUUAAUGAUUGUGGAAUGCCUCCGCCUCCUCCACCGCCAAGAAGCAAAGCUUCUUUGACAGUUAGACGCACCUCAUCCGCCUCGGAAUAUGCAGCGAUGCGAGAGAAGGCAAUGCAACAUGUUGCCAAUCAACAGCAAUAUAUUCAGCGGCAACUAUCCAGUCCCAUGGGACUUCCUUCUGUUUUCCUUACCGAUGAGUGGGUGCCCGAAAGGCCACCGAAGAAUCCGAAUUUACGCAUCCCAAGUCCAGAUUUACCGCCUCCACCGGCACUGGCAACGGUAGACGUUGACAGCAAUCUGUCUAAUCAAGAUGAACCCUUGCCACCACCUCCGCCGGAGAUACUGCGGCAACCGCCGCCAAUGAAUAAACCGCUUUCGCCAAAUAGACGAAAUAGUUUUGCUGGUUCACCGUCCCGCAAAGCAUUCUUCAACGCAUUGCCACCGCCACCUUCAAUACCCAAGAAACCAACUAAUAUGGAUCUUAUGCAUUCGAGACCUGCUUCCAGUAUGGCUCAACAGUCAAACAAGGCUCACAAGAUAAUUUUAAAUGAGAAAUUAAGCUCUCCGAUGGCGGGCGAUCAUAAAUCUGUGAUGGUAGCUAGAAAACGUCCUCAUCAUAAUCCGGCUGUGAUUCCAAUUUCUCCGAUUCAUGAGAAUGCAGGAAUGAAUUUUAAUAAUAUUGGCAAUUGUAGUCCACAUCAUAAUAAUCAUAAAUCACCGAUAAGAAGUGAUGGAUUGAAGGCUUCACCGCCACCACCUCCAUUGAAGCCGAGAAUGCCGAUUAGCAGUCAACCAAUACAGCCAAUUCCUAUCAGCAGUAAAAUAAGGUGUAACUCAAAAGCAUCCUAUCUGCCACGCCAAUCAUUAGAAAAACUUAGUUCAACCGAUCCCGAUCAUGGCAGCUACAAACUCACACUUACUUCCAACGAAGAUUGUGUCCCACAACACCACAGCCCAAACAAUAACAACAACAACAGUAACAACACAAAAUCAGACCUCAUUAAUGGCGGUAGUAAAUGCAACAAUCUGCCAGAUGUCCUGCCAGUUGGUGUAAAGCUACAACCUUCCUCACCAACUUCAGCCACUGGUGCAUCCCAGAGAUAUGGCUCAAAUAAUAGCCUUUCACCAACAUCUCCAGGAACACCAAAUUAUCCACCGCCUCCUUAUCCUAAUAUGAAGAUGUUCAUAACAAAGCCAUCAAUGCCGCCAAAUAGUCGGCAUUCCUCGCCAGUGACAGCUUACAUCAAUAUGAAUAGCUCACCGAAUAAUGUUGGCGGGAGCGGCAGUGGCAGUGGUGGUUUUAAUCGAUCUCAAUCUUAUGAUGCCAGCAGUCCCAAAUAUAUGUCACAGUCAACUAUUGAUUUAAAGAAAACUCAAAUACUUGAGACACCAGAAGAACAGCAACCUAAUAACUGCCAUCACUCAGAUAAGGUAUUAUCUCCAGCUCAGUCAGAGAGUAAUAUUAACUCGUUUACACCUCGCAAGGAAUUCAAAGAGUUUCAUCGAUCUGAAGUUGUAAGAAAACUAAGUCUUGAGGAACGUGAUCCCGGUGAAGGACGUAUUGUCCGGGCCGAACUUGUCAAUACAACUCUGUCAAACUCUGAACAUAAGAUUACCCGCAAAGAUUCACUUCGAGAAAAUAUCGAAAAAAUCACUCAACUGCAAUCGAAGUUAAUGUCAGCACAUACCCACACAGCAGCUGCGGCCAAAUCAGCCCAAAGUCCACCACCACCAAUGCCUAGAACGGAACCGGUUGAGGUGCAAACUCAGACACCAGAACCACCACCACCAGAGUCUCCACAACCACCGGCUUUGCCUAGUACACCUUCGCCAUGUGAAAUUGCCAUUAUUUCGCAAAUGGAACCCACCAUUGAUGGUUUGAAAUUAAUGCAACGAACUGAAGUGAUUCUACGUGUAAACCCAGUUACCAAUGAAGUUGGCUCUCAGACUGACGAAUUACUUGAGUUGGAUGCCAAUCGUAUCAAACUCAAUGACAGUCGAGAUGAUGCUUUGCAGCGAACCACCUUACAACCCCGUCAGAAACACCCCAUCGAAGUGGAAUGUGAUAGAAUGUCUAAGGAACUAGCCGGUCUUUUGCCACAAAACGAUAGACUGCUAGAGAUCCUUCAACCACAGAGUUGCAAAACUCCCACAGAUUAUAUUGGCAUGCUUUAUAAUCCUGAUGUCCCAUUGAGACCGGCGAAGCGUGACGUUGGUACAUCUACUCCCAGUGAAAGCAACAGCAGCUGUACACCAAAGUUUGAAUUGGAAUUUGCUGAAAUCGAAGUUUCACUCACAAAUGGUUCUAGUGAGACAAGCUGUGAUCAUCUUAUUAAAAAGAAGGAGGACCUCAUUAAUCAACUUACACGUAAGCUAGGAGUCCUUAAUUUAGAACAAACGGCAAUCGCUGAAGAGACAACGAUCAAUGAUGAACUUGGUAGCAGUUUGGCUGCUAAAGUUGCAGACAAAAUGCGUCCAAUUGACGCUACAAAGUUCCGAACCUACAUCGAUGAUGUUGGUCAUAUUACCAGUUUGCUACUAAGCCUGUCAGGUCGUUUAGCCAAAGCUGAGAAUUCCCUAACCGCCCUAGAUGAACAAAGCCCAGAAAGUAAAAUUCUCAUUCUUAAACGCGACCGACUCGUUGAACAGCUAGAAGAAGCCAAACGCCUUAAAGAAGACAUCGAUCGUCGAGGAUCCAGUGUUGCCGGUGUUCUUGAAAAAAAUCUAACCUCCGAUGAAUUUGCAGACUAUGACUAUUUUAUCAAUAUGAAGGCAAAAUUAAUUGCCGAUUCACGAGAUAUUGCGGAUAAAAUUGCAUUUUCUAAAGAACAUUUAAACGCAUUAAAUGAUGCGCUUAUCCAAAGUGAUUGUUGAGCGCGCCAGUUAAUUCUCUAUUCGAGAUACUGUGUGUGUGCCAUAAAUUAAUUGGUUACCAACCAUACCGCUGGUUAGCCUUCACGAUGCAAUUUCUCCGAGCUCUCAACAUGAUAAGUUGAGAGUAACGUGAGAUCAGGAGCCAUCUCUAAACAAAAAUUAAGAAAAAAAAAAAUACAACAACAAAUCCCAGGGCCUUAUUGUGUAAAAAAUUAAUUCUUUAUAAGUUUUUUUUUCCUCUCCUAUUUUAUUAUCCGUGAUGGUGCUCUAAAGAAAGAAAAAGAUAGAAACAGAUAAACCCUAAAAUAUUUGUCAAAAAAAAAAAAAAUACAA
Molecule: messenger RNA, 6970 nt
Organism: Episyrphus balteatus (marmalade hoverfly)
Lineage: Eukaryota; Metazoa; Arthropoda; Insecta; Diptera; Syrphidae
Product: protein Shroom
Exons: 9
Coding region: 1358-6637 (1759 amino acids)
Biological process (GO): actin filament organization
Cellular component (GO): adherens junction; apical plasma membrane; cortical actin cytoskeleton
Molecular function (GO): actin filament binding
Source: RefSeq, a predicted model, not a curated record